UAACAAAACGCAGCAUUGACACAUGCGUUCAAAAAUUAAAGCAUCAAAACAAACUAUACUCCGACAAAUUUUAAGAGUCUUUGAGAACAAGGGUUCGAUGGGCAAUAGGCAGCGUAUUAUUCUUAGCCGGGUUAUGAACAUGUCACGAGCGCCAGCCUUGUUUCUAAACUGGAAAAAGUUAAAUGUCAAUCAAUUUAUUUACAGUGGAAAGUAAAAGGCGAUGGGUGUGUUGCUUUGUAUUGUAGAUAGAACGAAAUAGUUAUUAGUUAAAACAAAUAUUAGGUAAUAAUCAUUAAAAUUUUAGUGUAAACAUAGUCGUUCGUUGUGUAAAAUAAAUCAGUAAUCGUUUGGCAGUGUUUCGAAGUGGUUGUGUGUGUUGAAUUUGAAUCGAAUUAGACAUAAACAUUCGAGUUAUUUAAUGAGACUUGUUUACGACAAGUAUUCCAUUGUAAAUAUCAAGAAUAAAACAAAGGUUUUGGUUUAGAGUGAUAUGUUUGCUGAAGAUUUGACCAUGUUAUGGACGGAGGUGAGAAGUGUGUCUAAGAACUGUUUGUAAACGGAUCCAGUGCAGUGCUCAAGUUGUAUUUUGGAGACUGAAUCAUGUCGAGUUCUCCGUGCCAAAAAGGCGGGAUGCGCCUGAGCGAAGCGUUGGAUAACAUGCAACUGGCGUAUAAUCCAAUCACGAAGCAAUUACAUUUUGUGAGCCCUAAAGUGGAGAAACCGCCCGAGCAGACAGUCGACGAAAUUGAUAAGUUGUCUAAAAAGAGCAGCUUCAGUGAUGAAGGUAACUUCUCAAUAUCUACUUGUGAGAAGAGUGAUACGAGUGACUCUCCGAAGAGCACACUGCAAUGGGGAGGCAGUGUGAGUGGCCACCAGCGAGGGAAAGACGGUGGUUCGUUCUCGAGCACCGUGUCGAGUCUGUCGGAGUGUUCUCUGGGGUCCAGUGCAUCGAGGGAGGAUGAGCUCGGGGACGUGAUCACUGGUGACAGUGACCAGGCUAAGCUGAAGAAGAAAGGACUCUCUAGUUUCUUUAGCAGAGGCGUGUUCCCAUGGAAGAGUAACUCGAAGACCCAAGACUCGCCCACCCAGUCUACCCCCACGGUGACAUGGCGGCUCUUCGGUAGCAAGUCCUCGCAGAACCUGCCUCCUAAGACCCUCAGUGCGGAGACCCAGAAGUCUCUGACGCCGGUGUCGUCGGCAGCGAACACUCCUCAUCAUCAUAAGAGGCAGGGCAGUUCGGCGAGCGAGAAGCAGUUUGAAGAUCUCGUGGCCAGCUCUAUAGCGCUUAUACAACAUGACAGGUCAUGA
Messenger RNA from Ostrinia furnacalis (Asian corn borer), 1308 nucleotides. RefSeq lists its product as uncharacterized. The coding region runs from base 601 to 1308 and encodes 235 amino acids. Lineage: Eukaryota; Metazoa; Arthropoda; Insecta; Lepidoptera; Crambidae. The transcript is spliced from 3 exons. The record is from RefSeq and is a predicted model, not a curated record.